Molecule: messenger RNA, 444 nt
Organism: Rotaria sp. Silwood2
Lineage: Eukaryota; Metazoa; Rotifera; Eurotatoria; Philodinida; Philodinidae
Source: the annotation of a GenBank genome assembly
AUGAAAAUCGAUAAACAACAAAUAGCAUCGACAUCAUUAAUCUCUUCCUCGUCAAUUUUACCAGCCACAACCGCAACAACAAAUUCUUCAACUUUAACAAAAACUGAAUGUCUUGGAUCACGAAUGGCUCCAAGUGGAGCUGUUGUACCAGAAGAAACAAAUCCAAAUGGAUUAGUGAGCAAUGAUGAUAUUGAAAAUCGAACAAAGAUGAUGAUGCGUUUUAUGGAUGAUUUAACGAAUAUUUAUUUUUCAACAAGAAAUUCCUUAAGAUUGACUGUUGAAAAUGAUGGAUCAUGUAAUGGUGACAGUGGAUUAGGUGCAUUUCGAGAUAAUUUAGCUGCUGUUACAAAAUAUUCACGUUGUAAACCAAUUUCAACUGUUAAUUUUGUUGGAGAAAAUUUUGCUCAAGCUAGUAUUGUAUCAAGAAAAUCAGCGUUUUCUUAG